Messenger RNA from Branchiostoma belcheri (Belcher's lancelet), 2324 nucleotides. RefSeq names its product monoglyceride lipase-like. The coding region runs from base 102 to 1049 and encodes 315 amino acids. Gene Ontology annotation, cellular component: membrane. The record is from RefSeq and is a predicted model, not a curated record. NCBI's taxonomy places the organism in Eukaryota, Metazoa, Chordata, Leptocardii, Amphioxiformes, Branchiostomatidae. The transcript is spliced from 8 exons. Gene Ontology annotation, molecular function: lipase activity.
AGUACAACUACUAUUCAACCUUCACCUCCAUCUUACGGUCAAAGUUCAUCCGGGUCGACCGUCCAACGUUGUGAGCAUAUCCGAUCAAACAAAAACUAGUAAUGGCGUGCUCCGGUGGUGUGGCGGAGCGCUGCAGCCCCCAGGGGGUCAGCUACAACACCUUACCGCACAUGGUGAACGCAGACGGACAAUACCUGUUCUGUAAGACAUGGGAGCCUAAUCUCAAGGAAGGCGAGAAACCCAGAGCACUGCUGUUCCACGCGCAUGGCUUCAGGUGCCACUGUAUGCUGAUAUCUCCCAUCCUGGCACGACUUCUCAACAGUCAUGGGAUACUGGUCUUCUCACAUGAUCACGUAAACUUACCGUGUACUCAAGUCGGCCAUGGUCAGAGCGAGGGGAUCCCAGGAGACUACAUGGACCUGGCUGUCAUGACCAGAGACGCCUUACAGCAUAUUGACAUGAUGUCGGCCAUGUACCCAGGAGUGCCCAUCUUCUUGUCGGGACAGUCCAUGGGUGGCGUCAUUGCAAUUCGAGCAUCUCUGGAGCGUCCUGGUCAAUUUGCUGGGAUAUUACUGUUUUCGCCUGCAGUACGGGCCGCGCUCCUGGCAAUAAUGAUUGUCGUUGCACAACUCGGCGCCUGGCUCCUCCCAGAGGUCCGGUUGGGAGGGCCCCGUCCGCUACUCAUCAGCAAAAACCUGGAAAUCCAAACGAUGUACGAAAACGACCCUCUCAUCUUUAAAGAAGGGAUUAAGUUGCGGGCAGCACACCAGCUGCUUAAUGGCAUUCAGGAAACACGUCAACGGUUGCACGAAGUCGAUUGUCCAUUUCUGGUGCUUCACGGAGAGAACGACACCAUAACAGACAUAGUUGGAUCCCGAGAAUUGUACGAACAGGCCAGGAGCCAAGACAAACAAAUGAAGACGUAUCCCAACUGUCUUCACUCCCUGCUGCUGGAGAGCGCUGAAGACGCCGAGAAAGUUCAGAAGGACGUCCUGGAUUGGCUGUUACCCCGCCUGGACCCCCUACACACUUCCUCCUCAUGGUUAUGAAUCCUCGUUAUAUCCAUCAGACUAUAACAUAUCUCCGGUAACAAAUAGAAUAUAUAUAAUAGUCACUUGUUUGACAUGUAUGAAUGUCGUAUACACUGUAUGUUGCAAUUAGCCAUCGGGUAUGAAUUUGUAAAUAAUCUUAAACUGUUAUAGUCUGAUGGAAAUGUCACUUGUCUAAAAGAAACCAAACUUGAAUAGCAAAUUUCUUUAUUCACAACCACUUGUUUAACAAGAGACGACGUUUCGCAUUCGAUGACCGUCUGUCAUCUUCAUCAGGGCAAUUAUGGUUCUCUGUAAUUGCCCUGACGAAGAUGACAGACGGUCGACAUCAAAACACCGUCUCUUGUGAAUAAAGUACUUUGCUAGUCAAUUAUUUGCCAGCCUGUUGAAAUUAUUAACGAGAAACCAAACAUUCAUUUGAGUGUAGAUGAUAGGUGUGCAAGUAUUGUUUACAGGCGCAUUGUGACUCUAGCCGUAACUGUAUAAUGCACAUUUUUGUUCCGAAGAAAUAUACUAGUGAAUGUAUCAGAUAACGUCCCAUAAGAAUUGAAUGAUGACACUAAAUUUUAUUGUGAUAUCGUCAUACAUGUAGUAUAGUACAUAUCAGAUGUGAAAUUCAAUGACUACAUAUUAUUGUAAUAUAGAAAUACAGUACAAUGUCUGUCAUUAUGGUUGAUUGUACUAUUCCAUGGCUGCUUUAUGUAAUAUUCAUAUCACUAGACAUUGAUCUUUAAUCAUGAGUAUGUAUCAUAUAUGACUAGUUUGAAUGUAGAUAUUGCGCUAUGUAUUGUGUUGAAAUCAUAGUAUUCGAUAUAAAGACUCCGAAUCGUGCAUAGCUUAUAUACAGCGCUCUGAUGAUUUUAUAUCCAGUACGGAUUGUGUACAUACUGAUAAUAUGUGAUAGUAUACAUUAUAAACCUUGUGGUAAAUGUCGGUUAUAGCAGUGUUUGCUUGCAUUCCAAUAUCGUAUAAUUGACUUGCUCUAAUGAUAAACGGGUUAAGAUAAGCUUGAAACACUGACAACACUACUUUACUCAUCUAGGCCUGAAUAGAGGUGACGCAUCUAGACUCAGGACGUGUUUCCAAGUUUGGCAUGUUUGGAAUUAAUCCUAUUCAUCCUUCCCGUCGCUAAAAUGUGUCCUAUGUAUAGGGAAAGGCCCUAACACUUGGAGAAUGCUCUGAAACCUUUACAUAAAGGAAGCAAGUUCAGUCACUUGAUGCAGUUGGUAACAUGAUGGCAACUGCCUCCUAGCGUUCAUGAUUAGGAUAAUUUCU